Messenger RNA from Penicillium verhagenii, 1158 nucleotides. It is a transcript of the gene rad18, whose product is annotated as E3 ubiquitin-protein ligase RAD18. Gene Ontology annotation, biological process: DNA damage tolerance; protein monoubiquitination. Gene Ontology annotation, cellular component: Rad6-Rad18 complex; nucleus. Bases 1 to 1158 code for a protein of 385 amino acids. The record is from RefSeq and is a predicted model, not a curated record. Lineage: Eukaryota; Fungi; Ascomycota; Eurotiomycetes; Eurotiales; Aspergillaceae. The transcript has 3 exons. Gene Ontology annotation, molecular function: single-stranded DNA binding; ubiquitin protein ligase activity.
AUGGAGAACUCUCACGAAAUUACCGACUCAACCGACUGGUUAGAUACUCCACUCAAGUUGCUCGCGCCUCUCGAGUCCGCCCUCCGAUGUCAAGUCUGCAAAGACUUCUACGAUACACCGAUGAUCACCUCGUGCUCGCACACUUUUUGCUCACUUUGUAUACGUCGCUGCCUUAGUUCCGACGGCAGAUGUCCCGCCUGCCGGGAAGGAGACCAGGUGUUAAAACUGCGUCGCAACUGGGCAGUGCAAGAACUAUUGAAUACAUUUAACACGGCGCGACCUGCUGUGUUGGAACUCGCUCGAAACUUCAAGUCGAUGAAGGACCAGGAAUCAAAUCGCGUCCCGGAGCCCCAACAUAAGAAGCGCAAAGCAAAUCAUAUGGAGCAGCCAGAGGUGGUUUCCUUAGUGGAAGCUAGCCCCCCGCGGCUACGGACAAGAUCAAGGAGCACCCAAGUUGUGCAGCAAGCGCCAGAAGAUAUACCACAAGUAGUUGAUGAUAGCCAGGGCGAGGGCGAGGAAGAGGAAUAUAUACCAGCCGGCAUGACCACAUGCCCUGUCUGUGCACGAUCUAUGACGAUACAGGCCGUCAGUAGUCAUAUUGACAGAUGCCUUGCUGAAAGCGAAGCAGCCCAAGCACCACCGAGUAGGCACCAAUCAACUUUCGGACUGCUCCCACGCGCGCAAAAUUCACCCAACAAACAACUAAAUAGACUGCCCACCUUGAAUUACGAUGUUAUGAACCAAAGCCAGUUGCGAAAAAAGUUCAAGGAGCUCGGCAUUCCAGCAGAGGGGGCCAAAGAUCUUAUGAAAAGACGCCACACAGAAUGGGUUAACUUAUGGAAUGCAAACUGUGACUCCCAAAAUCCCAAAUCCAGAAUGCAAUUGCUGCGCGAGCUGAGAGUGUGGGAAGAUACACAAGGCGGGGGCUCAAUGAGACCUGUUUUCGAUAGAAACAACGUCACUGGGAAAGACUUUGAUGCAGCUGGGUGGUCUGCAAACCAUAACGACGACUUCAAGCGGCUUAUCGCAAGUGCUCGUAAGAAGACCGAUGCCCAGGUACGAUCCACCAUUCCAGGAGCAUCUGAAGCGAAUGGGCCAGCAUCAACACCCCCAGAUGGGUUGCAAAACAACGUUGUUGAGGAUCUCGACGAUUAUUGA